Molecule: messenger RNA, 490 nt
Organism: Dentiscutata erythropus
Lineage: Eukaryota; Fungi; Glomeromycota; Glomeromycetes; Diversisporales; Gigasporaceae
Source: the annotation of a GenBank genome assembly
CACUAUCAUUAUGACUGAAUGGAGGACAAAGUAUAGGAGGCUAACUAAUCAAUUAGAUAAUGCAAUGGAAGCUAAGGCAGUCGAUUCAUUAUUGAAUUACGAGACUGUUAAGUUAUAUGCUGCAGAGCCUUUUGAGGUGGAUCAAUACACACAUGCGAUCCUCGACUAUCAAGUGGCUGAUCUAAAGUCCAAUAUGACUUUGUACAUUCUUAAUACUGCGCAGAAUGUGACCAUCCAAUUUGGACUUCUAGCCGGGCUGCUAUUAUGUGCAACACGAAUUGCUAAAAAUGAGAUGUCGAUUGGAGAUUUUGUCAUGUAUCUUUCCUACAUAUUGCAACUUUAUGCACCCCUUAAUUGGUUUGGAAAUUAUUAUCGUGUGAUUCAGAAGAAUUUUGUUGAUAUGGAAAAGAUGCUUGAUCUUCUCCAAGAACCACCAGAAAUUAAAGAUUUACCCCAUGCUGCACCUUUAGUAGUAAAAAAAGGAGAGGUU